AUGUCUCUUUCAAGUCUCACGCUGGCCUUACGUGGAUCUUACGGUCACAAACUCGCCAGUCUGAUGCUAGAUGUUGGUUUCAGUCACUCAUCAUACCUGCUGGUGUUCAGUCUGCUGUGCUGUCUGGGUAUCAUACUCUGUCUGGCCACAUCAGUGGCUGUGGAGUGGACAGGCCUGCGGGUGGCCAAAGAACUGCACCACAAUCUGCUCAAUAAUAUUAUCCUUGCUCCAAUGAGGCUCUUUGAAACGACUCCUUUAGCAAGCAUAUUAAACCGUUUCUCUUCUGAUACCAAUACGAUAGAUCAGCACAUUCCUGCCACUCUGGAGUGUUUGAGUCGCUCCACGCUGCUGUGUGUGUCAGCUCUGGGUGUGAUCUCAUACGUCACGCCGGUUUUCCUCAUCGUACUCGCACCACUGGCCACCGCCUGCUACUUCAUCCAGAAAUACUUCAGAGUCGCAUCAAAAGAUCUUCAGCAGCUGGAAGACAGCACACAGCUUCCUCUCCUCUCACACUUCUCUGAGACCGUAGAGGGGCUCACAACCAUCAGAGCGUUCAGGUAUGAGCCUAGAUUCAGACAGAGACUUCUAGAGUUCACAGAUGCCAAUAACAUGGCCUCUCUCUUCCUCACAGCGGCCAAUCGCUGGCUGGAGGUCCGAAUGGAGUACAUCGGGGCCUGUAUUGUCCUAAUAGCAGCUGUGGCAUCCAUCACAAACUCACUGUACAAUCAUCCGUCCACGGGGCUGGUGGGGCUGGGACUCACGUACGCCCUCAUGGUGUCCAACUAUCUGAACUGGAUGGUGCGUAAUCUGGCAGACAUGGAGGUGCAGCUGGGAGCUGUGAAGAAAAUAAAAGCCCUGCUGAGGACUGAACCUGAAAACUACGAGGGUCUGCUGUCGGCGUCUCAGGUUCCUGAAGGUUGGCCUCAGCAGGGUAAGAUUCAGAUCCAGAAUCUGAGCGUGAGGUACGACAGCACCCUGAAGCCGGUCCUCAAACACGUCAAUGCCCACAUCAGCCCAGGACAAAAGGUUGGAAUCUGUGGUAGAACAGGAAGUGGCAAGUCGUCUUUCUCAUUAGCCUUUUUCCGGAUGGUGGACACAUUUGAAGGGCGAAUAAUCAUCGAUGACAUCGAUAUAGCAAAGCUGCCCCUUCAGACGCUGAGGUCGCGCUUCUCUAUUAUUCUGCAAGAUCCCUUCUUAUUCAGCGGAACCAUCCGUUUUAAUCUAGAUCCAGAGAUGAAGGCUACAGACAGCAUGCUGUGGGAGGCGUUAGAAAUCGCACAACUCAAACCAGUUGUUAAAACCCUGCCUGGAGGACUAGAUGCCAUGAUAACUGAAGGUGGGGAGAACUUCAGCCAGGGGCAGCGUCAACUCUUCUGUCUGGCGCGCGCAUUCGUGCGGAAGAGCAGUAUUCUGAUUAUGGACGAGGCCACUGCUUCUAUAGACAUGGCUACGGUGUGUGUGUGUGUGUGUGAAAAUUCUACAGCACAGUACAACUUUGUUGAGUCGGAGGCAUCGCUAGGAAUUCUGGGCCCUGUACACUGA
Messenger RNA from Sinocyclocheilus grahami, 1542 nucleotides. RefSeq names its product ATP-binding cassette sub-family C member 8-like. Gene Ontology annotation, molecular function: ATP hydrolysis activity; ABC-type transporter activity; ATP binding. NCBI's taxonomy places the organism in Eukaryota, Metazoa, Chordata, Actinopteri, Cypriniformes, Cyprinidae. The record is from RefSeq and is a predicted model, not a curated record. Gene Ontology annotation, biological process: transmembrane transport. Gene Ontology annotation, cellular component: membrane. The transcript is spliced from 14 exons. The coding region runs from base 1 to 1542 and encodes 513 amino acids.